Molecule: messenger RNA, 1549 nt
Organism: Hordeum vulgare subsp. vulgare (domesticated barley)
Lineage: Eukaryota; Viridiplantae; Streptophyta; Magnoliopsida; Poales; Poaceae
Exons: 2
Coding region: 934-1410 (158 amino acids)
Source: RefSeq, a predicted model, not a curated record
GCUGGAUUGGCAGAGGUAAAACUGAAAAAUAAAGACAGAGAAACACUGGACAAAACAACGUGCACUAUUUCCAAUUAUUUUAGAAAUCUAGACUCAGUGCAUAUGAAGAAAAUUAUGAUUGUUAUGAUGAAUAGUAUAAAGCAAUCUGAAGAAAACUACUGAUCGCAAUAUAAAUUCAGUAUGUACACAAAGAAUGCAAUAUGCACUGAAGCUACAAAAAAUUUUCUGACAAAAAUCAGGGAGCACUGAUUUCGUUAAAUUAGAAGAAACGCCAAGGCGGCCAAGUGACAAUUUACAGGUAAGCACAAUUUACAGAAGCUAGAGAAUGUGAACUGAAGAGCCCACGACUCAUUCUUUUUCUUCUGCCUCUCAAUUAACCUCCAAUGCUGCUCAUACCGAUGUAUUUGAUGUUUGGUUGUCCCCAUGAAAUCUGUACAAAAGAAACUAUAAACAUAAGAUUAUUGCAAAAAAAAGAAAAGAAAAAUAAGGUAAUUAUUCUAGGUACAUGAUACCUAUAAUGAACAAGGAACACCUGGGUGAGGGUCCUCACCUCAUUUGAAUGGUAAAUACUGAUCAAAGCUUGCAUGAGUAAAUUUUUUUUAAGCACUUGCAUACUCCGCGCUCGUUCAUCUCAAAGAUAAAUGUUUUAUUUAUUUAUUUAUCACAGAUAGUUAGAAUAGUAGAAACAUUUGAUAAGCUCAAGGGGAAAUUUAUAUGGGAGUAGGUUGUGUGUGAGAUAGAAGGAAGUAGACUAGUAGGACGUCUGAAGCAAGGUAAUCAGACGUCGUUGAUGGGCUACCGUGCUGGUUUGUGCGGAAGGGACAAUAUAAAUACUACUCCGUAUUUGAGAAAAAGAUGGACCCAUGUAAACAUUUGAUACACGCAGCACUCGGGCAGCCCGGGCGACUGGCGACUCGCAACUGAGGGGCGACGAUGCUCCUCGCCGCCGACGCCGCCCACCAUCGGCCCGGACACAGGCGGGUGGAUGGCCGGUUUUGGACGCUGACGGAUGAUGACAAGGCGGAUGACGACGAAGUCAACCAGCCGGCGGUGACCUCGCCGACGCCAUUGGACUUGAGUUGCGAAUCCAUUCAGGUAGGGUACUCCGAAGAACACGUAGCAAAUUGCAUCGACGAGGUCGUUCCUCCCACCGAUAGCGCGUGGGACGGACUAGGCGAGGACGGAGACAGGGUGGAGGUUCUUCGCCGGAUCGUGCGCCGGCGAAUGUCGGCCUCCGCGGUGCAGCCAUGGAAAGGUCCUCUACCAAAGGUUAUCUUCAAAGCGACGUCUUGGAUCCGUACGUGGUCGUUACUCAUCCAUGUGGACUCCAGGGAGCUUAUGGAUAUUGGGUGCAACCGAUGGGAGAUGGUCGCACGGGCUAUCUUCAGCCGAUUUUGGAUGACGUGCUAAUAAUAGACUAGGUGUAUAGGCAUCGUAGUCUGCUUUUAGUUACGCUGGAUAUGGUAGUUUGCUUUUCAUUUCAUCUUUGUUUUCAUUUUUGAGUUUCAAAGACUUGUGGAUCUAAGACUUUGUUUUGAACCUAUUUUAA